AUGUAUCCCGAGACGUUCGAAGGAUUCUGCGUUCAAUCGCAUAAGAAUUGGUCCGACUUCAAGUCCCUUGAGUUCACACCGAAGCCGUUCGAAGAACAUGAUGUCGAUGUCAGCGUCGAGUGCUGUAGUAUAUGCGGCAGCGACAUCCAUACUCUUACAGGUGGCUGGGGCCCAAAAGGCUUUCCCCUUUGUGUCGGGCACGAGAUCGUUGGCGAAGUGAUCACAGUGGGGGCACUAGUUACGCUGUGCAAGGUCGGGGACAGGGUUGGUGUCGGUGCUCAAGUCCUCUCCUGCUUUGAUUGCAAGGCAUGCAAGACCGGGAAUGAGAACUAUUGCGCAAAACGCAUCGGAACUUACGGAGUCAAGUACAGUGACGGCGUCAUGUCUCAGGGCGGGUUCGCGAGCCACAUUCGUGUACAUGAGCACUACACCGUCCCCAUCCCCGAUGGCCUUCCCUCGUCUGCGGUCGCGCCCCUGAUGUGUGCAGGUGUCAGUGUCUUUGGGCCUUUACGCCGGGCCAACAUUGGCCCAGGAUCGAAGGUCGCGGUGCUUGGCAUUGGCGGGCUUGGACAUCUUGCACUCCAAUUUGCACGCGCGCUCGGUGCUGAAGUAUUCGCCCUAUCACACUCUUCUAAUAAGGAGCAGGACGCAAUAGCAUGCGGUGCACACCAUUUCAUCUUAACCUCGACGGAGAACUGGCACAAGCCUUUGCAGUACGAGUUCGAUUUCAUCAUGAACACUGUCGAUGUCGCACAUACCUUCAACCUGCUAGAGUACUUCUCUACUCUUCGUAUUCACGGCACAUUCCACUUCGUCGGAAUUCCAGAUGCGCCGUUUCCGGAUCUCAAGGCUUUCAAUCUCCUUUUCCUUCGGACAGGUGCAAAUAUCGCUGGCAGCCAUAUUGGCAGCAGAUCGGAGAUGGUCAGCAUGCUGGAAGUGGCGAAAGAGCAUGGCAUCCGAGCUUGGGUUGAAGAGAUUCAAUUGGGAGAGCAGGGGUGUAAAAAGGCAGUGGAAAGGCUCAGCAUCAACGACGCACGCUUUCGAUUCACGCUCGUUGGGUACGAUAGAGCGUUUCCAAAGAGGGUUUCAAAGGCUUCCAUCGAGUAA
Messenger RNA from Stereum hirsutum FP-91666 SS1, 1107 nucleotides. Its product is annotated as NADPH-dependent medium chain alcohol dehydrogenase. Gene Ontology annotation, biological process: alcohol metabolic process. NCBI's taxonomy places the organism in Eukaryota, Fungi, Basidiomycota, Agaricomycetes, Russulales, Stereaceae. The transcript has 5 exons. The coding region runs from base 1 to 1107 and encodes 368 amino acids. The record is from RefSeq and is a predicted model, not a curated record. Gene Ontology annotation, molecular function: alcohol dehydrogenase (NADP+) activity; zinc ion binding.